AUGAUCGAUUACAUUCUGUAUCAGGGCAACCUCAGGUAUGGUGUCAAGGAUGUUAGAGUCAUCAGAGGAGCUGAACUUGGCACUGACCAUAGGCUACUGGUGGCAGACACAGGGUUUGAAGAAGGGAAGAUGGAACGGCAGAGAGCAUACACGAGAAUAAACCAUGAAGAACUGAGGUGUAUUGACAGCAGGGAAAGAUAUAGAAUAGAGCUCUCAGCCCGCAUUGAAAACAUGCAGAAUAGUGAUAAUGAUGUUGAUGACUUCUGGAAUGGACUGAAAGAUGCUAUAAUAGGUGCUGCUAAGGAAGUUUAUGGUGAGAGACGGCUGGGAAGGUUCAAAAAGAGGACAAGAUGGUGGACGGAGGAAGUUAAGAUGAAAGUGAGAGAGGAAAAGAAAGCUUUCAGGAAGUAUAUGGAAACUAAAAGACAGCAUGAAUACAGAAUAUAUGUGGAGAAAAUAAAUGAUGCAAAAAGAAUAGUAAAGUUAGCAAAAAUGAAAUCGUGGCAAGAUUUUGGUCAAGAUCUACAAGACAAGCAUGGACAGAAUAAUGGACGGGCAUUUUGGAAAGUUGUGAGAUGUUUGAGAGGAAAAUAUGGGAAGCAAGUCAGAACAAUAGUGGACGAAGAAGGAAGGUCGUUGUCACAAAAAGAGGAAGUACUAGAUAGAUGGAGAAGUUACUAUGAGAAUGAGUUUCAGAUGGACAAUGCCCAGGAUGAGGACAAUCGACAUGAGUUUGAGCAAAUAGGGAACGAAAUAGAUGGAAUAACAAGUGCCAUCAGCAGGGAGGAGGUAGUAGAAUCCAUUAAAGGACUGAAGGUUGAGAAGGCAGCAAGAGAGGAUGAGGAGUUGAAAUUGAGGCAAAUGAUGCUGAAUGUGAAGAAAAGUAAGGUCAUGGUUGUGUCGAAGGGAAUGAGAGAAAAUGUGCAAGUUAUGGUGGAUGGGGAGGAGAUGGACCAGGUUGCGAAAUAUGACAGUGUUUUCAGUGGAUGGGAAAAUAGAUAG
Nilaparvata lugens (brown planthopper) is the source of this 1002-nucleotide messenger RNA. RefSeq lists its product as uncharacterized. The record is from RefSeq and is a predicted model, not a curated record. The transcript has 2 exons. Lineage: Eukaryota; Metazoa; Arthropoda; Insecta; Hemiptera; Delphacidae. Bases 1 to 1002 code for a protein of 333 amino acids.